CUUGUUCCCCCGCCAGCCGGCAGCUGUCACACAGCGGAGGCAGCCAGCAGCCGGUGCAAAGAGUGAGCCCACUCUGUCGUUUAGGAUGACUCACUGGAAUCUGGCAUUAAUUUCUCUUUUUCUGGUAGUGGACGGAGAACAACCAAAAAGCUACACUGGACUAGAUCAAGGGGAAGGAGGCAAGACACAUGACAAAAAUCAUAGAGUGAAAUAGCUGGAAGUCCACCCACUGGGAAAGGCUGGAUGGCAGAACCACUGUGCAAUGCUGCUGUAAAGAAAUGCAAACUUAAAGCAGGGACAGACUGACCCAGCUGGAUUGCCCCAGCUGUGAGAAGACAUGCUCCUUGAGACCCAGGAAACUAUGCCCCAGACGCCAAUAUUUUCCAGCAUGCUUGGUUCCAGUUGUAGUGGACAAGUGCAGCCUGAUAUGGGAGAAAGGUGUGGUGAUCCCGUUUAUCAGGAUGGAAACCUUGUUUCUGGUUCACUGGAGGCCUUGAUAGAGCGCCUAGUGCCUACUAUGGACUAUUAUCCAGAUAGGACCUACAUCUUCACUUUCCUGUUGAGCUCACGGGUCUUCAUUCACCCACAUGAGCUCCUGGCUAAAGUGGGGCAGAUCUGCAUUAAACAGAAGCAGCAGCUGGAAACGGGGGCUGAGGCAGAAAAGGCAAAGCUGAAAUCCUUUGCUGCCAAGAUCAUUCAGCUCCUAAAGGAAUGGACUGAAACUUUCCCCUAUGAUUUCCAAGAUGAAAAAUCUAUGAAAGAGUUGAAGGAGAUUGCUCACAGAAUCACACAAUGUGAUGAGGAAAAUGGAACAGUGAAAAAGAUCAUUAGCCAGAUGACACAGAAUCUCCUGAUGGCCCUCUCCGCACGGAGUCAGUACCAAGAAAUCAGAGAGAAAUUCCGGCAACCUGUUGCUGACAAAGGAACCAUCCUCAAAAAUAAGCCACAGUCAACUCAAAAGGACAUCCUGAGUGUGUGCUGUGACCCUCUGGUCUUGGCUCAGCAGCUGACCCAUAUUGAACUGGAAAGAGUGAGCAACAUUUACCCAGAGGACCUGAUGCAGAUUGUCAGCCACAUGGACUCCCUGGAUAAUCACAAGUGCCGAGGCGAUGUUACCAAAACCUACAAUUUGGAGGCCUAUGACAAUUGGUUCAACUGUCUCAGCAUGCUGGUGGCUACAGAAAUUUGUAGGGUUGUGAAGAAAAAGCAGCGUACAAGAAUGGUGGAAUUUUUUAUUGAUGUGGCAAGAGAAUGCUUCAAUAUUGGAAACUUUAACUCGAUGAUGGCUAUUAUCUCUGGCAUGAACUUGAGUCCUGUGGCACGGCUAAAGAAAACUUGGUCCAAGGUCAAAACAGCCAAAUUUGAUGUUUUAGAGCACCACAUGGAUCCAUCCAGCAACUUCUGUAAUUACCGCACAGCCCUGCAAGGAGCAGCACAGCGAUCUCAGACUGCCAACAGCAAUCGAGAGAAAAUUGUUAUCCCAGUUUUCAACCUAUUCAUUAAAGAUAUCUACUUUCUGCACAAAAUACAUACAAACCGCUUGCCCAAUGGGCAGAUAAACUUCAAGAAAUUCUGGGAAAUUUCAAGACAGAUUCAUGAUUUCAUGACAUGGAAGCAGGUCGAGUGCCCUUUUGAAAAGGAUAAGAAGAUCCAGAGUUAUCUGCUCACAGCACCCAUUUACAGUGAAGAAGCUUUGUUUAUUGCAUCCUUUGAAAGUGAAGGGCCAGAAAAUCACAUGGAAAAAGACAGCUGGAAAACACUGAGGACAACUCUGCUUAAUAGAGCCUGAGAUUUUGAGAUCUGAUCUGCAGACUUUGAAGCACACGGGAAGAACGUGUUUUUAAAACCUGAAGGACUUGGGUUGAGCUAAGAAAGACCUCACUGGCUGAGGUCUCUUUUGUAUAUAUAGUACCUUUUAUGACUAAAACGUGGUAAAUAUUUCACAUGUCAACCUUAAAGGCACUUAAGUGAAGGGUUUUGGUUUUUUAUUUUAAUACAAGGGCAGGGCCCUGUUCUCAGAGAUGAAGUGUAUCAUGGGAGAUGGUAUCCCUGGGGAGGUUUUAUUCUAUGGCAUCCAAAUUUUUAUUUUUCACUACUUCCACCAAAAAAGAAUUAAAACAUGCAUCUCAGCUACAGCCAGCGUUCAGAUUAAAUACUCCAUUGGACCAAUAACCUACAGAACACUCAAUACACUUCCUUGGCUUUGAAGUGAAGGGUCUCAUUCAAAUCAGUGAGGCUGUUCACAUGCAUGAUUAAGUGUUUGUAGAGUCAAGGCCCUAGACAUCUGCAGUAAGCAUGUCCCUCUCCUACAUCAGGAAAUAGUGCCUUAAAAGGUACUGACAUUGUUUAGUGUACCUUCUAUUACGCUGGACUGGAAGGAAAGAAAAUAAAAAUAUGGAUGUCUCAAAACCAGCUACAAUGUACUUUUUAAAUAAAAUGGAGGAUAUGGCACAUGAAGUAGAGUAUACCUGCCUGUAACAUUGAUGGUGCAGCAAACAUAUUUUUGUUACGUGAUUUAAAGAGGUGAGAUGGGGUAACUGCUGGGGGAUGUGCGUUUGUGUGCGUGUAUGUGUGCGUGCAUGUGUGAAGAUGCACGCAUGCCUAAGUUUUAAUACUCCUGGGAACUAUCCCUUAAGUUCUGGCUGUCAAAAUAGUUUGUGUUUUCCUUUUCUAAAAAUCAGGGAAUUUUUUUUUUAUUAUUACUAUUAAGAGAAGGAUGCCUAACCUAGAUUAUCUCUGCAAAACAGAUUUGAUGCGUUUUAUUCUCCAAAAAUUUGUUUGCAAAAAGUCAUGCAUGAGUUUAGGAGAGGGAACUAAACUCAGAUAUCAAAUUUGAAGCUAAGGCUAAGAUUUCCAAAGAAACUUAAGAAGAGUUGAAAUACUCCAGCUCCACUGAAUUGGGCCUUUAAUUCCCUUGGUUCCUUUAAAAACGCUAGUCUAUGCUAACAGACAAUUAAAACAAAGAACUUCUCACAUCAUAAACAUAUUCUAGUAUUCUGAAAGCCCUAAUUAAAAGCGCAGGCCAACACAUUGAAAUCUAUGGGAAAAACAUCACAGGAAUUAGAUCAAGCCUUUGAACCCAUAUCAGUAUCAGAGUUACAGAUGAUGUGUAAGCCCAGUUUCUAAUUUCUCCUUUUAAACCUCGAGGUUAUGGCUAAUUUGGCUAUCAUAAUAAGCAUAACUUAGAAUCUUAUAUUAAGAUGUAAGCUAUCCAUUUCCAGGAAAGAUUACACAUUUCAGGACUUCCUUCCUCUCCUCCUUUGAUCUCUGAGUUAGGAAAAAAGAAAAUAGGCUCAAAUUAAAAACUGUUUUGUUUAAUGAGCUAUUAGCCAUGAAUAUCCACUAUCCUUUCCAACAAUUCUUCUCUUAUGGCUUCAGGGUUGGAUAUCUAUAAAGAUAAUGAGUUGAUCCAGACAGUUUUAUCAGAGAAGAAUUUUUUUCAAAGCCCUCUAAAGCUUGAAAUGGUUACUGCCUCUUUACUAGAGCCUCACAGAGGACCUCUGUGCAAGCUUCUUUAAAAACUGCCAGUUCUGAGUAGGUGGGUUGCAGCCCUCUUUAAUAUAUCUUUUUCUGCCCUCUGUUGAAAGCAGGGGCAAGACUAGCUGGACCAAAGGUCUGGUUCGUUCCAGUCCCAUAGACUCUUCUCACUGAAGGCCUACAAUCAUGAGCAGUCCCGUUGGUUUCAUGUAGCAUUUGCAUUCACCAGGUAGUAAUCGUUUGCUGUGUGAGCCCUGCAGCAGAAUGAAAAUAAAAGAGCCUUCCCUCUCAGCCUUCCCACCCCCCUCCCUUGACAAACACUUAAAAUAAGAACAGUAAGCUAGGGUAAGGAAGGGGGGGGGGACAUUUUGCUAUUCCUGUAGAACAGAAAUCAAAGACAAACAAACAAAAACAUACUAGAUAAAUGCCAUGGAAAAGGAGAAGGAAUACUAACUGUUGACAAGAACAGCCCAGAAAAGGAGAGGGGAUAGUUCUUGUGAUCUGCUGCUAUUUUUCCUGUGCUGAAGUACUGACCUUCAGCCCCGGAUUAGAGUAAGAAUAUUUAUACUGUAUUAUUACAGUGUUUUGCACUUUCAGAGAUGUUCUAGCUAGUAACAUUGUCAGACACUAUAAAAGGGAUUGUAUAUCAGCUUUGUUUAUGUAAUUGAAAUUUAAAAGGGAUGCUUAAAAUUUAAGAAAAAAAAUUUAAGAAAAAAUAUAUAUUUGAAAUGCAAUUUUAGAACACUUUCUGUAAAUGUAUUAAAAAAAGCUUUCACAUGAAUGUGCACUUCACUGGUCAAUCAGUCCUAGUAUAUACUUGAAAUCAAUGCAGUAUCUACAUUGGUUCCUUUUUAUUUUUCUUCCCUCAGUUUAAUACAUUCCUUAGAUCUGUGGUUUGCUAUUCUGAGCUGAAAUGCUAAAUAUAAAGCUGUACCAUAAAGCAGGAUAUUCUGUGUUUGAUUGGAUGUGCUUGCGUUAAUAAACAAAAUAAAAAAAAGUUGUUUCAUCCAGG
Molecule: messenger RNA, 4489 nt
Organism: Struthio camelus australis
Lineage: Eukaryota; Metazoa; Chordata; Aves; Struthioniformes; Struthionidae
Gene: RASGEF1A
Product: RasGEF domain family member 1A
Biological process (GO): Ras protein signal transduction; positive regulation of GTPase activity
Cellular component (GO): plasma membrane
Molecular function (GO): guanyl-nucleotide exchange factor activity
Source: RefSeq, a predicted model, not a curated record